Molecule: messenger RNA, 1038 nt
Organism: Penicillium cinerascens
Lineage: Eukaryota; Fungi; Ascomycota; Eurotiomycetes; Eurotiales; Aspergillaceae
Product: slipin family protein
Exons: 3
Coding region: 1-1038 (345 amino acids)
Cellular component (GO): plasma membrane
Source: RefSeq, a predicted model, not a curated record
AUGUCUGCCAACGGUGCUGGUACUAGCAAGGCUCCCGCCGAAGACCCCAACCCACGCCUUCCAGAUGAUCGCCAUCUGGUCAAGGUCCAGCCUGCUCGUCUGGCUGAUUUGCAGCCCCGAUAUGCCUCCACCAUCCAGCACGACGAGGACAACCCCGAUGCGCACGGCUGGUACGCGCAAAUGAUCCACAGCCUGGGAAAUUGCAUCGGUUUCUGCGGUGCUAUCCCCUGCUGCUUAUGCUGCCCUAACCCAUUCAAGCCCGUGGCCCAGGGCCAGGUCGGUCUGGUCUCGCGAUUCGGACGCUUCGAACGCUCCGUCGACCCCGGUCUGGUCAAGGUGAACCCGCUUAGCGAGCACCUGACCACCGUCGACGUCAAGAUCCAGAUCGCCGAAGUGCCGCGUCAGGUCUGCAUGACCAAGGACAAUGUCACCCUCAACUUGACCUCCGUCAUCUACUACCAAGUCACCUCCCCGCACAAGGCCGCCUUCGGUAUCUCCAACAUGAAGCAGGCGCUUGUCGAGCGUACGCAGACCACCCUGCGCCAUGUGAUUGGUGCCCGCGUUCUGCAGGACGUUAUCGAACGUCGUGAGGAGAUCGCACAGUCCACAUCGGAGAUUAUUGAGGAGGUGGCUGUCGGCUGGGGUGUCCAGGUCGAGUCGAUGCUUAUCAAGGACAUCGUUUUCAGUAACGAGCUGCAGGAAUCGCUCUCCAUGGCUGCUCAGUCGAAGCGUAUCGGUGAGAGCAAGGUUAUUGCUGCUCGCGCCGAGGUCGAAUCUGCCAAGUUGAUGCGCCAGGCUGCCGACAUCCUGUCCUCCGCCCCUGCUAUGCAGAUCCGCUACCUCGAGGCUAUGCAGGCCAUGGCGAAGACCUCCGGCAGCAAGGUGAUCUUCAUGCCCUCCGCUCCGAACGUGUCGCAGCAAUUGGCCGCCGCAGAGAAUGCCGGCGAGGGCCCGAGCACCUACGGCGGAGCCCCGAACCCCAACAUCGAUGCCGGUUUCCAAAGUGCUAUCAAUGCUCGCAUCGUCGAGGACAUCUAG